Symbiodinium necroappetens is the source of this 316-nucleotide messenger RNA. Lineage: Eukaryota; Dinophyceae; Suessiales; Symbiodiniaceae. The record is from the annotation of a GenBank genome assembly.
GACCCACCAGUUGGUCCGUUACUUGAGCCGGUACACGAACCAGAACGUCAUCAUCGCGGUUGGUGGAGGCGGCUACUCGCUGAAGCGGGCCCUCUUCAACCCGGAGAGCUACGCCAACUCCGAGGGUGGGAUGCUGGCGGCCUUCGGAAGCCUCUUCCAGAACGGGAAGACGAGGAUCUUCACGUACCCGAGCGUCGAUGACGGAGGCAACGUGACCCCUGCAUCAGUGCCGUCCGAUGACGAGCAGAAGCUCUACGAGUACUUGGAGUCGAAAGGCUACAUCCAGCCGCUCACCUCCGCCUACCUCAGUCCCGAG